Molecule: messenger RNA, 834 nt
Organism: Anoplophora glabripennis (Asian longhorned beetle)
Lineage: Eukaryota; Metazoa; Arthropoda; Insecta; Coleoptera; Cerambycidae
Exons: 1
Coding region: 1-834 (277 amino acids)
Source: RefSeq, a predicted model, not a curated record
AUGGUCAAUAUACUUCACGUACAGGUGACAUAUGAUAAUAGUGACUUUGACAUAAAGACAUUCUGGGAAUUGGAGACUAUCGGAAUAAAGCAGCCUACAGAUCAAAUAGAAUUUAACACAGACAAAUUUAUAAAUGAAAAUAUAACAUUCAAGAAUAGUCGUUAUACAGUAAACUUACCGUGGAUCGAAAAAGUUAGGAAACUUGAUUCGAAUUAUAUUGGUGCUUUGAACCGAGUCAAAUCCUUAACAAAGAAGCUUAUCCGAAAUGAGACAUUGCUAGAAUAUGACCGAGUGAUAGGAGAAUAUUUGAAAAAUGACUGUUCAGAGUUAGCACUCUUAUUAACUAAAGAAAGCGAAGCUUACUAUAUGCCUCAUAGACAUGUCUAUAGAGAUGACAAGGAGACAAUUCGUAUUCGUUGUGUAUAUGACGCCUCUGCACAUAUGCCAGGUUUUCCGUCAUUGAAUAAUUUGUUGUGCACCGGUGAAAAUUUAAUACCAUUGCUUCUAACGAUUUUAAUCAAUUUCAGAAUUGGAAAAAUAGGCCUUACAGCUGAUAUAGAGAAGGCUUUCCUGCAAAUUGAAUUAAAUGAAUCCGAACGCAAUUAUCACAGAUUUCUGUGGUAUGAUAAACCCGUGACUGACUCGUCAAAAUUACCGAAUCUGACAGAGUAUCGUAUGAAGAGAGUAACGUUUGGCGUUACAUGCAGUCCCUUCCUACUAGCGGCAACUUUGAGAAAGCAUUUAACGACACAACCUGUAGAAUUCCAACAAGUGAGUGAUAUUCUCUUGAAAUCAUUUUACGUCGAUGAUUUAGUCGUACAGCUGACAAUAUAG